Messenger RNA from Solanum stenotomum, 555 nucleotides. RefSeq names its product mediator of RNA polymerase II transcription subunit 15a-like. NCBI's taxonomy places the organism in Eukaryota, Viridiplantae, Streptophyta, Magnoliopsida, Solanales, Solanaceae. The transcript is spliced from 5 exons. The record is from RefSeq and is a predicted model, not a curated record. Gene Ontology annotation, molecular function: transcription coactivator activity; chromatin DNA binding. The coding region runs from base 1 to 474 and encodes 157 amino acids.
AUGUAUAGUAAUACUCAAGAUUGUGAGAGUACCGCCCCGACCAUGGCUGCCACCGGAGCUUCGACCGUAGAAUGGCCAACAAGAACACUUCUAGAUUCUACAGUUCAUACUGCAAAUGCAAAUGGAGGUGACUGGCAGGACGAGGUUUAUGAAAGGAUCAAGUCUAUGAAGGAGAUGUAUUUAUCAGACCUCAAUGAUUUAUACGAGAAAAUUGCUUAUAAAGUGCAGCAGAGUCUUCCAAAUGAGAGAAUUGAAAGACUCAAGAUGACGUUGGAACGCAUUAUGAUUUUCUUGCGGCUUAACAAACAUGAUAUUAAUCUUGUUCACAAGGAAAGACUACUUUCAGUUGAGAAGCACAUAAGUUUCUUUCAAAGUUGCAAAAAUCUGCACAAGCCUACUUCUUCUCCAUUGCAGGGGCAACUUCCUCAGCCUUCCAUCCAUACAAGUCAGGCACAAGAUACAUAUGCACGUUAGCCGCCUAUGUUGGAUUCCCGUGGGCAAGAUAUUGCCUCUGAGUUUGAUAGGCUUCUGCAUUUGAUUUAUUAGAUAGUAGUU